Messenger RNA from Symbiodinium natans, 1197 nucleotides. The record is from the annotation of a GenBank genome assembly. Lineage: Eukaryota; Dinophyceae; Suessiales; Symbiodiniaceae.
AUGAGUGUUGACGAUGUGUUGCAAGCGGGAAGAGUCAGGACGCACCCGUCUGCCCAGCUGGUCCUCAACAACAUGGCACUAUCCGAGCUGCUGCAGGCUGGGCCCGCCUGCCCUUAUUGCAAUUGCAGCACCGAGCAUGCACCCUCUUCGGCAGGUAAUGACAAGGAGCUCCCGCAUGCUGCCCUGCGCCGCUGGACGUCGCGCACCACUGCGGCUGUGCCGCCACGGGAGCUCGCCUCGCUGAGUGCAGAUCUGGAGGACUUUCUCAAACAGAACCACGCGGCCCGCCUGGCGGACCUGGACGACUCCCUGGCCUCGUGCGCUCUCCGCGCGCUGAACUCCUUGGGCGAAGGAAGAGAAGGCAAGAAGGAGGAGCAAGCCGGGCCAGCUUCAAGUCAGCGCCGCGAGUCUGCCUUGUGCCUCUUGCCAGACGCAGGGACAGCACCAGCAGCAACAGGAGACCCCACGGACGUCGCUGAGACAGCCCAGCCGUCCCUGCGAGACACAAAGAAGGCAUGCGCUACUUAUGCUACUGAGAGCAACGUUGCUGACUGCUCGGAGAGCAGUUCUAUGGCUGCAGGUUUGUGCCUCUUGGUGAUCGGCUCAGAAGUCUGCUAUGCCGGCGAGUUUCUUGACGGCCAAGCGGCCAAGCUUCGAGUUGCUCGUGGCAAUGCGCUUUUUGUAGAUCUUGUGGCCCUUGUGGAUCAGCAUGCUUUCUUCUGUCAGUCGGCCCCUUGUGAUGGCUCUGCCCGUGGCUUGGUUGCAAAGAGUGCUGGGCUGCCGAGAAAGACAGCGAUGAAGACGGCAAUGAAGAAGGCAAUGAAGAAGGCUGAUUCCACGAAGAGACGCUCGAUGAAGGCCAAGCGCGUCACUCAAGUUGCGCGAGGAAGGCUGGCAAAGUCCAUGGUCUUCAGCGGAAAGAAGGUGAAGACAAGUGGCGGCCUGACCAAGGAUGGACUUAUGUCCAACGUGAGGGGCAAAAUCGUCUCGAAGCGGCAGUCUGCCCAUGGCAAGAAGUGUUUCAAGCACAUUGAGGGCUGGGUUGAGGCAGUUAUGGAGGCUCGGGCUGCUUUCAACGCCAAGGGGUUUGUCGCAAUCAAUGGCAAGACCCUGCAGGGCAAGGCGCUCUAUGCGAAGGCCAAGACGAUCCUCGCCCAAAGCCUGGAGCAGGCCAAACAGCCAGUCCAGGAGCCAUGA